Messenger RNA from Hyalella azteca, 450 nucleotides. Its product is annotated as glucoside xylosyltransferase 1-like. Gene Ontology annotation, biological process: protein O-linked glycosylation via N-acetylgalactosamine. Lineage: Eukaryota; Metazoa; Arthropoda; Malacostraca; Amphipoda; Hyalellidae. Bases 1 to 450 code for a protein of 149 amino acids. The record is from RefSeq and is a predicted model, not a curated record. Gene Ontology annotation, molecular function: UDP-xylosyltransferase activity. The transcript is spliced from 2 exons.
AUGACCAAGUUUGAAACUCAACUUCGACAAACAAAAGCGCUCAUCAAGUCAGCCAUUAUAUUGAGUAGAGCCCCGAUCAGGUUUAUCAUCUUGGGUAACGACGACACCGUACUGCAUGCUUUAGAGGCGUUCGUGUCUGAGUGGCCGCCUCACCUCAGAAGUCGUCUCACUCUGAGCUACCGCCCAGUCUUCAUACCAGAAGGCUGGCACCUGAUGGACCUCUACGAGAAAUGCGCCACGGAGAAACUGUUCCUGCCGUGGGUGUUGCCUGAGUUUGACGCGGUGGUGUACAUGGACACAGACCAAGUGUUCAUGAGGCCUCCUGAACACCUGACUGAACACUUCAAGUAUUUUGAUAAGAAGCAGGUGCUUGGAGUGGCGCCUGUCGAUGGAUUUUACAUGCAGUUUAAUACUAAGGCAAGAAACAACGAAUUAUGGAACCAUCAAUAA